GCGGGGGGAGGGGGGUUUAGGGGGAUGCGGAAGUGUCCGAGCAGGCGGAAGUGGUACUGCCCUGAAUAGUCCGAGCAGCGAGCGGAGAGCAGCUUGAGAAAUUCCCGUCAUCCAGAGAAUCAAAUCAGGACUCCAAGUACGCUUUAACUUUAGGGAUGGAUAAGAGCGAUCUUGUGCAGAAAGCCAAGCUUGCGGAGCAGGCUGAGCGUUAUGACGACAUGGCGGCUGCCAUGAAGGCUGUGACGGAGCAGGGCGGUGAGCUCAGCAACGAGGAGCGCAACUUACUGUCUGUUGCCUACAAGAACGUGGUCGGUGCCCGUCGUUCUUCUUGGCGUGUCAUCUCCAGUAUCGAGCAGAAGACUGAGGGGAAUGAGAAAAAACAGCUGAUGGCCCGUGAAUAUCGUGAGAAAAUUGAGAAGGAACUUCAAGAAAUCUGCAACGAUGUACUGAAACUGCUUGAGGAAUAUCUCAUUCUCAAUGCAAGUCAGCCAGAGAGCAAGGUGUUCUACCUCAAAAUGAAAGGAGACUACUACAGAUAUCUGUCAGAGGUGGCCUGUGGAGACAGCAAGAAGAGCACAGUGGAGUCUUCUCAGGGGGCCUAUCAGGACGCCUUCGACAUCAGCAAGAAGGAAAUGCAGCCAACACAUCCCAUCCGGCUGGGCCUUGCCCUCAACUUCUCUGUCUUCUAUUAUGAAAUACUGAACUCGCCCGACCAGGCCUGCCAACUGGCCAAAACGGCCUUCGACGAAGCGAUCGCCGAGCUCGACACCUUGAACGAGGACUCGUACAAAGACAGCACUCUGAUCAUGCAGCUACUAAGGGACAACCUCACUCUGUGGACAUCAGAAAACCAGGGCGACGAGGGCGACGCUGGCGAAGGAGAGAACUAGAUCGCACUUCACUGUUAAUCCACCCCCACUCUUCUUCCUCCCUCUAUCUUUCUCCUUUUCUUCCUCUCUUCAUCCAUAAACAGCCUGUUCAUUCCCUCGUCCCUUCAGCCCAGCCUCCUGACCUCCCUUCUGUAUAACCAGCAGCAUGAAUAGUACCUGACCUUCAUGAACUAAAAGGAGAUGAAAAAAAAAAACAAAAACUGCUCCAUCACCUGGCCCCACCGCCUCUCUCGCCCUCCAACACGUCACUCCACGACCAGCCAACAGUCUAAAACCGCUGGUCAGUCUCGUCUUACAGCACGCAGGGAGGGUUUGAAUCUCAACCCAUGAAACACUUUUUUUUUCCCCCGGGAGUAAGAAGUCCACAUUCCCUCGUUUUGAUCUGUCUCCUGUCUUCCUCCUGUUCUUCCUCCGUCCUAACAUUUCACUGCGUUCUCUCACCCUCCUCUAGUGACUACAUGCAUCUCUUUAGUUGUCCCUGACUUUUGGCUCUUCUUAGUGCUGGUUUUAUUCCACUUUAAAACAAAUCAGAAAAUUAUUAAACUGUCGGUUUAUUUUCAA
Molecule: messenger RNA, 1451 nt
Organism: Thalassophryne amazonica
Lineage: Eukaryota; Metazoa; Chordata; Actinopteri; Batrachoidiformes; Batrachoididae
Gene: ywhaba
Product: tyrosine 3-monooxygenase/tryptophan 5-monooxygenase activation protein, beta polypeptide a
Exons: 7
Coding region: 156-890 (244 amino acids)
Biological process (GO): signal transduction
Cellular component (GO): cytoplasm
Source: RefSeq, a predicted model, not a curated record